AUGCCUCGCCAGCGCUCCGGAGGCCGCCCGACCGUGUCUCGGGCACCCCCCAAGGCCCCGGCCCAGCAGCAGACCCGCCCGGCCUCGUACGCCGCCCACCCCGCGGGUCCGGCUCGGGCUCCCCAUGCUGCGCCUCCCGCUGCCGCUGCCGGUCCUGCUUCCCAGGGCCCCGGCCUGUUCGGCCAGAUGGCCAGCACGGCGGCCGGUGUCGCCAUCGGCUCGACCGUCGGCCACGCCGUGAGCGGCAUGCUUUUCGGCGGCGGCUCCUCGUCGUCGUCCGAGCUCCCGGCCGCUGCACCGCAGCAGUCCGCCUCGGCGCAGCAGUACGGUGCGCCGUCUUCGGCCCAGCAGGAGAGCUGGGGCAACAACUGCGCGGGCGCGACGCAGCAGUUCACGACCUGCAUGGACGAGAACAGCGGCAACAUGCAGAUCUGCGGCUGGUACCUGGAGCAGCUGGCAGCGGCGGCCCGUUACUAG
Messenger RNA from Sporothrix brasiliensis 5110, 477 nucleotides. RefSeq lists its product as uncharacterized. The record is from RefSeq and is a predicted model, not a curated record. NCBI's taxonomy places the organism in Eukaryota, Fungi, Ascomycota, Sordariomycetes, Ophiostomatales, Ophiostomataceae. Gene Ontology annotation, biological process: mitochondrion organization. Gene Ontology annotation, cellular component: nucleus; mitochondrion. The coding region runs from base 1 to 477 and encodes 158 amino acids. The transcript is spliced from 2 exons.